CCGGAAAGAGCCGAGCAUCGGCGGCGCCGCCCGAGGAGGCGCGCGGCGGCGGCGGCGGCAGCGGCGGCGGGGGAUCAUGGCGCAGCAGGUCGAGCAGCUGCGGGCUGACGGCGUCCACAAGGAGCUGAUCCGCGAGGGCGCGGGCCCGCUGCCCGACUUCCGAGACGGCACCAAGGCGACCUUCCACUACCGGACACUGCGGUGCGGGGCCGAGGAGCGGGUCCUGGACGACAGCCGCGCGAGGGGGAAACCCAUGGAGCUCAUCGCCGGCAAGAAGUUCAAGCUGCCGGUGUGGGAGGCGGCGCUACGCACCAUGCGGCCGGGAGAGCGCGCCCGCUUCCGCUGCGACGUCAAGCAUGUCGUGCUGUAUCCCAUGGUGUCCAAGAGCCUGCGCAACAUCGCAGCAGGGAAGGACCCGCUGGAGGGGCAGCGGCACUGCUGCGGCAUCGCACAGCUCCAUGAGCACCACUCACUUGGCUACCCUGACCUUGACGAGCUGCAGAAGAACCCCGAGCCCCUUACCUUCGACAUUGAAUUGCUCAAGGUAGAGGAGCCCGGCUCAUACCAGCAGGACCCCUGGGCCAUGACGGACGAGGAGAAGCUGCAGGCUGUACCCCUGAUCCACAAAGAGGGCAAUGAACUGUACCGGCAGGGCAAAGUGCAUGAGGCAGCCGCCAAGUACUAUGAUGCCAUCGCCUGCCUCAAGAACCUGCAGAUGAAGGAACAGCCUGGCUCUCCAGACUGGAUUGAGCUCGACCAGAAGAUCACACCACUGCUGUUAAACUAUUGCCAGUGCAAGCUGCAGUGCCAGGAAUACUACGAGGUGCUGGAUCAUUGCUCCUCCAUUCUCAACAAGUAUGAGGACAACGUCAAGGCCUACUUCAAGCGGGGCAAGGCGCAUGCGGCAGUGUGGAACGUGGCGGAGGCACAGGCUGACUUUGCCAAGGUGCUGGCGCUUGACCCCUCACUGCGCUCCAUCGUGGCCAAGGAGUUGCGGAGCCUGGAAGCCCGCCUGCGCGAGAAGGACAAGGAGGACAAGGUCCGCUUCAAGGGCAUCUUCUCUCAGUAGAGGACAUGGCUGCAUGUGAGAGUCCAAUACUCUCUAACCAGGUUCUUUUAGAUAUUCCACAUGUGGAAUGUUUAUUAAUGUUUAUUAAUGUUUAAUACAAGGUUUACUUAUUUGAAGUUAUUUGGAAUUGCACAGGGUUUUGACUUAGCAGUGAUACAGUCGUGCACUUAAAUCACAAUAUAAGUUCAAAUUAGACUUAGCAGAGUAUAGCAAUUGCAGUAUACAGUUAAAUCACAGUAUAAAUGUAAAUCUCAUUGCCUGUCUCUACAAUACGCUCAUCAGCAGAACGCCAAGCAUCCUCAAUCACCAGAAAGGACUGUGUUGAAGCCUGCUCAAACCCAUUGCUCUCUGAUAUCAGAGUUCCUUUGUUUGUUCUUUGGUUUUUAUACGUUAUAUUGGGCUGUAUGAUCCCCAUGCCAGUCUGGCUGAGUUGUUCAUAGCCAUGGGGUCUCCAGUGCCAAGUUUGUGCCCCAUCUCUUACUGCUUCGUGCCUGUACUCCUCUAUGACACAUCCUGUGUCACAACUUCUCAAGGCCUCUGCACUCAUACCAGGCCUGUAUUUCUCUAUGCCACAUCAUUUUGUCAUAGUCCUAAAUGUCUUAUUCUACAUAGAAUAACUGCUUGUUACUGCUAUCUGUGUAAAACUAUGGUCGUACUAUCUAAAGAUAAAACAAAUAUAAAACAAAUUAA
Rhea pennata is the source of this 1759-nucleotide messenger RNA. RefSeq names its product aryl hydrocarbon receptor interacting protein (gene AIP). Gene Ontology annotation, molecular function: peptidyl-prolyl cis-trans isomerase activity; protein binding. Bases 77 to 1069 code for a protein of 330 amino acids. The transcript is spliced from 6 exons. Lineage: Eukaryota; Metazoa; Chordata; Aves; Rheiformes; Rheidae. The record is from RefSeq and is a predicted model, not a curated record.